ACCCAGAUCACCCAUGGGAGGGACUUGCAGGGCCUCGCAGUUCCCCUCCUAGCCGCGAGGGGACACUAGUUACCAAUUUCUUCCCCAGUUUCCACCUCUUGCUCAAACUCAGCGCCUCUUCCGCUCCAAGACACAUUGUUCUUGCGAUAUCUCGCGUAAACUUACUGAACCGGAAGUGGUGCGUGGGUCUCUUACCUUUUGCGGCCAUUGCUGAAACGCUAGCGGCCAGAAAUGAAGUUCAAUCCUUUUGUGACUUCUGACCGGAGCAAGAACCGUAAAAGGCAUUUCAAUGCACCUUCCCACAUUCGCAGGAAGAUUAUGUCUUCCCCUCUUUCCAAAGAACUGAGACAGAAGUACAAUGUUCGAUCCAUGCCAAUCCGAAAGGAUGAUGAAGUGCAGGUUGUGCGAGGACACUAUAAAGGUCAGCAAAUUGGCAAAGUAGUCCAGGUUUACAGGAAGAAAUAUGUCAUCUACAUUGAACGAGUACAGCGGGAAAAGGCAAAUGGUACAACUGUUCAUGUGGGCAUUCACCCCAGCAAGGUGGUUAUCACUAGGCUAAAACUGGACAAAGACCGCAAAAAGAUCCUUGAACGUAAAGCCAAAUCUCGACAAGUAGGAAAGGAAAAGGGCAAAUAUAAAGAAGAAACACUUGAGAAAAUGCAGGAAUGAAGUAAUCAUACAUGCAGCUUCCAAUAAAAACUUAAAAUGAA
Manis pentadactyla (Chinese pangolin) is the source of this 710-nucleotide messenger RNA. RefSeq names its product ribosomal protein L26 (gene RPL26). Lineage: Eukaryota; Metazoa; Chordata; Mammalia; Pholidota; Manidae. Gene Ontology annotation, cellular component: cytosolic large ribosomal subunit; ribosome. Gene Ontology annotation, biological process: ribosomal large subunit biogenesis; cytoplasmic translation. The record is from RefSeq and is a predicted model, not a curated record. The coding region runs from base 232 to 669 and encodes 145 amino acids. The transcript has 4 exons. Gene Ontology annotation, molecular function: structural constituent of ribosome; RNA binding.